UGAUAUUUUAUUACUUAUCUUCCCGAUGGCAGCGGUCGAAGACAGGCCAGCUGAUGAUCACAGCGAAGCGGUUGGACCGGCUGUCGCCAGCGCGUCAAUCAUUGAAUUCGGCCGUAGCAAUUUACACCCUACUCUCCUGGAAUCUCUGUCUCAAAGAUACACUACUUUCACAGAUAUACAACGGAAGGCAAUACCACUUAUACUUUCGGGAAAGGAUGUUCUUAUUAAAGCUCAAACUGGUUCUGGCAAAACUCUAGCUGCACUUGUACCUGUUGCAAACUAUCUAUACGAAUCAAUGCGAAACAUAGGGGAGACACCAUGUUUAUUAUUUUAUCAUUUUUAGUAGACUUAUCAACGUUCUAUUGUUUUUUAG
Molecule: messenger RNA, 373 nt
Organism: Babesia bovis T2Bo
Lineage: Eukaryota; Apicomplexa; Aconoidasida; Piroplasmida; Babesiidae
Product: DEAD/DEAH box helicase family protein
Exons: 1
Coding region: 26-343 (105 amino acids)
Biological process (GO): maturation of LSU-rRNA from tricistronic rRNA transcript (SSU-rRNA, 5.8S rRNA, LSU-rRNA)
Cellular component (GO): nucleolus
Molecular function (GO): ATP binding; nucleic acid binding
Source: RefSeq, a predicted model, not a curated record